AGUAAAAACAUUUGAUGACGUCGAUAUACUGCGCCGCGGAAGCUAGCAUCCUAGCUAGCCACGUUAGCUCACAUUUUGAAAGGAGACGGCUGACAACUUCACACCUCAUGUUGGAGGCCGUUUUAUCCCGUUAGAUGGUCCAGCGACCGCCCCGGUGCGAAGUAGUUGUUUGGUUAGCUCUCAACCGGCAGUCGCCAUGGCAGUGGAGGAGGAUUUAUCACCGACCCUUCUGACAGAGGAGAUGAAACACAGCAAUGGCGACUUCGUACCCCCAGAAGGUUUAUGCUGGGUGUCGGUGCUGUCGUGUCUGCUGCUGGCUUGUUCUUAUGUCGGCAGUUUGUACGUGUGGAGGAGCGACCUGCCGAGGGAUCACCCCACUGUGAUAAAGAGACGAUUCACCAGUGUGCUCAUCGUGUCGGGCCUGUCGCCUCUCUUUGUGUGGGCAUGGAGAGAAUUCACAGGCGUCAGGACUGGGCCAUCGUUACUAGCUCUCAUGGGGAUGCGAUUUGAAGGCCUCAUUCCUGCCAUCAUACUUCCUCUGCUGCUCACCAUGGUCCUGUUUCUGGGCCCCCUCAUGCAGCUGGCUAUGGACUGUCCCUGGAGCUUCAUGGAUGGGAUCCGGGUCGCCUUUGACCCCUGGUUCUGGAUGUUGUGUUUCAGCGACAUGCGCUGGCUGAGGAAUCAGGUGGUGGCACCGUUAACAGAGGAGCUGGUGUUCAGGGCCUGCAUGCUGCCCAUGUUGGUCCCCUGUGCUGGUCCUUCCACUGCCAUCUUCACCUGCCCCCUCUUCUUUGGAGUGGCUCACUUCCACCAUGUGAUCGAGCUGCUGAGGUUCAGACAGGGCACGCUGUCAGGGAUCUUCCUCUCUGCUGUGUUCCAGUUCUCCUACACUGCAGUGUUUGGGGCCUACACUGCCUUCAUCUUCAUCAGAACAGGUCACCUGAUGGGUCCGGUGCUCUGCCAUUCCUUCUGCAACUACAUGGGUUUCCCUGCCAUCAGCGCGGCGCUGGAGCAUCCCCACCGCCUCACCGUCCUUUCCUCCUACCUGCUGGGGGUCCUCCUCUUCCUCCUCUUCCUCUUCCCCUUCACUGACCCCUCCUACUAUGGCCUCCCCACACCGGUGUGCACCCUCACCUCCUCCCCCAGCUCUAUCUGCCUCUCCUGAUCCCAGCCCUCAACACACUUCGAUUGACGAAGCAGUUGAGGGUGAUUUUUAUUUUGCCAAGUUAAAAGUUCAGGUCAGGUCCGGUUUGGGCCGACAGCGCUAACAGCCGUGCGGGCUAAGUUGCCAUGGAGAUGAGGGGAAAUCUGUAGCCAUUUUCUAUGGUCUAUAGACCCUUGAUAUGUCGGUGCAUUUACAUGACACACUUUAGUUAAUCAGCUGAUGCUCUUAAUUCUGAGUGACUCAUUUUGAGUAGACAGGGUUGCUGGGAAUGAACCCAAGACACCCAUUCCAGGACAGCCUCUGUAGUCUACGCUGCCACCCUGAUAGGUGGUUUUAGUGUAGUUAAACGCUGAAGAACAAUUCCUCCUCAGAUCCUAUUGAUAGAUCUCAUCAAUUUGUGAUGAAGCGUCAAAAUGUACCUUUUUGGUGUACAAAUUUUCCACUCAGCCUGCCUCAUCUCUUUUAAUGAAUAUGUCUGGUUAUUACAACAUAGGUCUUAUUUUUGUAAUUCUGGCAGUCAUUUCUCUAAGUAAUGAUAAAAUAACCACAUUACUUGUAAGUCAAGUUGGACAGGUUAGUCCAGCUUAUUUGGAAGAGAAAACAUGAGGGCAACAGUCAAAUCAUUACACAAACUGUUCCAUCGUAAGCAUCAAUCCACUUCCUGGUUUGUUCUCACUUUCACUUUGACCUCCACUAAAGUCAUUUAGAUGAUAUGUUAUUAGUUUAUUCACAACCUGUCUAAUCAUUCGACUGCUUGUUUGGCUAAAACUAUGAAAAUAAGACCCAAGUUGUUGAGUAUAUUAGUCUAGUAUUUUGGCUCGGGUUGGGUGCAUUUUGUUGCUUUGGGGCUUGGGUUCAGGUUAAAUUACAUAAAUUGGAUUUUAAAGC
Molecule: messenger RNA, 2053 nt
Organism: Morone saxatilis (striped sea-bass)
Lineage: Eukaryota; Metazoa; Chordata; Actinopteri; Moronidae
Gene: rce1a
Product: Ras converting CAAX endopeptidase 1a
Exons: 8
Coding region: 197-1165 (322 amino acids)
Biological process (GO): CAAX-box protein processing
Cellular component (GO): endoplasmic reticulum membrane
Molecular function (GO): metalloendopeptidase activity
Source: RefSeq, a predicted model, not a curated record